Molecule: messenger RNA, 9754 nt
Organism: Acanthoscelides obtectus
Lineage: Eukaryota; Metazoa; Arthropoda; Insecta; Coleoptera; Chrysomelidae
Source: the annotation of a GenBank genome assembly
CAGAUCUUGUACGUCCUACUUCCCUUUCCUUAGAAAGUGUUUUCCUGGACAGUCAUCUCUCUACCGUUUCCACAUACAGCGAUACAAUUUGACAACACUGUCAAAGAUAGAUUAAUCCAACCUAACCUAAUUUUUGUUUGGGUCUUCGAUCGACUGUAAAAAAAUUCAUGUUGCUGUUAGACGAUUCAAACGGUCUAACCUCGAAGAAUCUCGCCGUAAGAUGUGCUAGAUUCCCGUGCUUCGGUUCAGUGAAUGUUCUCCGUACUUUUCCUGGGGUUAUGUAGUUAGCUGGCAUACCCAUAUAUCCAUACUAUGGCUAUGAGCAGUUGGAUCAACAUCAGAUCUGGAAGGAUAUACAGGUCCACUAAGCAAAGUAAACAGGAAGAUGUGUUGGCGUCACUUAGUGAUCUGGAACCCCAUGAAUGCUGUAAACGGUUGUUGGCAAAAGUAUGCCAAAAAGAUGUGGAGGAAAGGUCACUCUACAAUUACUUGAAUGCCUUUGCCAAGUUUUACUUGAAGUAUGAAAAUGACUGGGAGAAGGUUGGAUGGAAGACUGAAGAAUUACUGUAUUGCCUAAGGAUACCAUUGGUCCAUGAGUCUUCCCAGAUCAGAACAGUAGGACUGAGAUGCAUUCGAUUGUUGCUCAAGACAGAGAACGAUGUCGCCCACAUCAACAAGCUUCUGAUACCGUUCUUGAUAGUAAGGUCGGUUGAUUUGAUCUUGGGAAACGACGUAGAACGUAUUGAAGCAAUGCGUCUGAUGAGAAAUAUCCUGAUAAUAGCUCCAGCCAAAUUUGACAUAGCCAUGGCGAGAUGCAUGGUCUCGUUGGCUUUUGAUGGAGCCGAGGCCAAGGACAGGAUGCUUAGGGUUUGCCUUGCUACACUUUCGGACUUAGGUGUACUGAACCCAAAACUGCUCAUCAUAAGCGGCGGUGUGACAGCUAUAUCCCGCAAUCUGCUGGAAUGUCAGACCCCAAAGAUAGCCGAAUCGCUGUGCGGAGUUCUGUUGCUGUUGCUGGACAAACCGCAGACGAGGCACUAUGCAGCUGUUGACUUGCAUUGUGCUGCCGCGCCGUUCUGCGAUUUCCACUACAAGCACGGCACCAAGGACAAGAAUAAAAGAGAUGAGCGUGAAUUGAGAUUGAACUGCGGAAGACUAGCAUUGCUUACAAUCUUGAGGAGUUGGUCGGGCAUCUUACAUUUCUGUAGUCCAAACGACAGGAGCGGAUUCAAAGCUAUCGUUGACGUUCUGUACUUAAAACAGCUUGAAGUCCGGAAAUCAGUUCUGGACCUUUUGUAUGAUUUACUGGGAUUACCUCAACCUGAAUGGUCUGAUGAAUUGUCAGUAGCUCUAAGUGCUGCAGAUCCGUGUGAACCUCAGGCGUCUUGGAGAUUGAAUGAGGGAUUCGUUGUAGCUGAAGGAAGGUCUGUCUUACCGCAUUUGGCUGCUGCGACGCCAACGACUGCUGACAUGCAUUUGGCACUGCUACUGUACUGCUUCCUGGAGAACGGCCUUUUAGCCGCUCUUGCGGAGGUCAUCGCCACUAGUGACACCUUCAUCUGCGUCAGAGCAUCCGUUUUAUUAGGUGAAAUUUUAAGGCUGAUACAGAUUCUUCUACCACCCGGUUGUUGUAAUAUAUCUCCUUCGCUACCAACCCUACUGGACUAUGCAAGCAAAAGUAAACCACAAGCAAUAGCAGCUAUUACGGCAUUGGAGCAGCUACAUAUGUUGAUGAAAAGAAGGCCGGCUUCAUAUAGUCUGCACCUGGACUAUAUAAUCAGAAACAGCUACCAUAAAAGAAUGGAACAUAAGCAAGAGAAGAAUGUGAGGCAUAAAAGUGCGUUGAAGAGCAAAAUUCAACAGUUGGUGUUGAAAGACGGGGAGGAUCCAGUGAAAGAAACAGGAGUUUUAGCAAGCAAUGACGCAUUUACUUGGGACUGGAAUUUGAUUAAUUUACUUCUGAAGGCUGAAAAUAAUUCUAAAAUAGAUUUUACAGACUCUUCUCAUCGUACAUUUGUUAAGAAACUGAUAGAAUUUUAUAUGCCAUCUAAGAAUAAAUAUUCCCAUAUGGACCUGGGUACCUCAAAAUCUAGUAUUAUCUACACGACUGCAGGUAUAGAACUAAUCAAAUUUCUGGUAGAAUUAAAAGACACAGACUACAGUGGUCUGAGACCGCGCUUGAUGGGUGCAAUGCUGGCCAUGGACCUUUUCCAGGAUAUCUUAAACAAUAUUGAGGCUGUGAUGACCAGCAGGAGUGUACAUGAUUGUUUGUUCAGCCCCCAGCACAUGGUCAGCACGCAGUGCCAAAGCUAUUUCUUGUUCAUUGGACAAUUUGCGAGGAAUGUUAGGGGAUUGAAGAUGCUGGAGGGGAUCAAUAUGUUCCAAAAAUUAAAACAACUAGCAACGACUACAAAUCACGACUGUUACGUGAAGCUGAUAAUUUCCUCGAUGGAGUACAUCUUUCCUGGACCCUGUAGAGAUAUCUUAGAGGCAGUUUUAACAUGUAACUCUGACAGUUCGAGAUUGUAUGCCACACAGUUCCUACACGUACUAUUAAGAGCUAGAAAUCCACUGUUUUCAACUUGGGCGAUUCAGUUGCUUGUUAAUCAGUUGAGCGAUAAGUCGAGGUCGGUGGUUUUAUCGGCGUUAUCUACUCUACAUGAAGCCUGUGAGUUGCCAGACUGUUUAGAAGCUUUGAUAAACAUAAACCCCGACUUGGAGAAGUUAGGUGAAAAAGGAAGUAUGCUUUUUGUUAGAUUUCUGUCUACUGAAAGCGGUUACAACAAAAUUAUUCAUGAUUCGAGUAAGGACAAAAUAAUCUCCGAACUGAAACGUUGGGACGAGCACCUGAUCUACCGAUACGUAAAAGUGGUGGAAACUGACCUGUCUGACGCACUUACCCUUCAUCAACGUAACGAAGAGGGUAGAUACGAUAAGAGGGUGAGUAAUCUGCGGAGUUCCAGCAAAAGGGACGUUUUUCUACCGCCACACAUCUACGGACAGCUGAAUCAACAUAUUGAAGGAUAUGAAUUGUUGAUAUGCUGCGGGAGAACGGAGAAAAUGAUCGAGGUUAUCAAAAGUGCCAAAUGUACAACUGACGAACAGAUCCUCCAUUUGAAGGCCUGCAUCUGGGCAGUAUCUCACUUGGGAACCUCGAAUAGGGGCUUUGAAUACCUCACCUCCUACGGGAUCGUUGAUAACAUAAUCCUGCUGGCCAAAAAAUGUCCUGUGUACUCCAUCAGAGCUACGGCGUUUUACGCCCUGGGGCUGCUAGGUACUACGCCUAUUGGGGCGGACGAGCUUAGUAGAAAAGGAUGGUUGUGUACCAGACAUGACAGGCACGACUAUUGGCCGAUAAUAAAAGAGGAAAUCCAAGAUUCAUUCUAUACAAAUUCUAGCGUUUCAACAUCUGAAGACGUCAUUUCUCUGGACAAUCCUUUUGUAGGAGAGUUCGAGAAUUUAGAAGAUGAUGAUGACGAUGAUGUGGAUCCAGAAGAAAGUCAGGAUGCUGUUAGUUCUCCUAUUUAUUCACCAGAAUCCCGUAAGCUGCGUCAAUCAACACUACCUCCCAAUAGGAGACCGCCUGCCCACAAACGGUCCCUUUCAGAAUCUAAAACCUUUGACACCAGCAAUGGCUAUGAUGACGAUAAUAGACUGAUAAUAAUGGGUAGGCAUCGAAAUAGUUCGAUGACAGAAUCUACUACGUCGGGAGUAAGUUCGUGUGACUCAUUGGCCAACAAACAUGGAACGUGUGUGAACUACUCCAAAACGUUGAGUCCUAUACCAAGUUCCUCUAGUUUAAGUACACUACAACUACCACCUACACAGAUACGCAGAGUCUCACAUAGAAUAUCUUCGAAUAGUACCACAAAUUCAGACAUUUCAUCUUCAUCGCAAACUGGUAGUGCCUCAAAUGAGCUCAGCAUGCAAAAUAUGGUUGGUUACAAUACUUUGAAAUGGCUAAGGUGGAGAGAAGCCUUCAAUCUGGAUAAGCCCAACUAUGAAGAGGAUUACCUGUUCAAAACUACCCUUCACUUAGCGCCUACGACUCCAACGUUAAUAGAUGACUUUCAAAUAGUAGACACCAGUGUGAGUACGGCUUUUGGUGUGGCGAAAUUUGAUGUGGAGUCCACUACUCCAGCCAGAUGUGAUCGUAGAUAUAUGGGAAUCUGUUUACCUAAGGUCCUUUUGGAUUUGUUUCCACCUCAAGAAGAGAUUCUUAGGGAACCGAAGGUAUUUCCAGAGAGUUUGUCAACUUCAGAAUGUGAAGGUAUUGAUCCCGAAGGGGAAUCGAUAAAGUCGAAAAGCUGGAGACAUUGGAAGAGGUACUGCUUCUAUUGUAGCAGGCUGGAUGGCGAAGGGGACGGUAAUAAAGACGAGAGGAUUACAGAUGAAUCAAAAUUGGAGGUAUUGAAGAACGUGGAAAGGAUAGCGAAUCCAAUUUCAAAUAAAUACGUGAGGGCGCAUCUCAUACGCUUCAAACAAAAAGAACCGGACACUUUCAGGGAUAUCUGCAUAUAUUCUGAAGUAUGCAAGAUAAUGUCCGAAGGUGUUUACAGACUUCCUACGCGUCGAGUUCUGCACGAACUGUUCCUUGACGUUUGCUUCGAUGAACUUUACGAUAUUCCCGUCAGGUUAUUGGGAACAACUAUGGAAAUCAAAGAGGAACCUCCUGCCACCCCCGAAUCUGAUAGGCAACGGAACAGUAUUUCCAGCGACAUCUCCAGUCCUACUGAGUCACUCAAAACACUAGACUCGCUCAAUCUCACUUUUAAGGAGAACAAGUUUCCUAUCAAACAUUGAAGUGUGCAUGAGUCGCUUGUAAUUUAUUAUAAUCCUGUUUGUACAUCGUUUUUUUUUACCGGAUGACUGACAUAAUACAUGAAAAACGGCAACGUUUUAAACAAUAUACAAGAAGUGAAGAAUUGAGAAAAAUGAUGUACAGCUUGAAAUAUUCAGGUGGUGUAUCAAAUGUAACUAUGAAGAUGUUUAUGGUUGUUUUGGAAGUAAUGUGUCCUAGUAUUGUAGCCCCAUUUAGGCGAAUUAUGUCUUUAGGAGAGGCUUCCAUAUUGCAUUUUUUUGUUCCUCAAUGGAUAUAUUAGGUAUAAGCAUAUGGGGAAAAUCUUUUUCCAUGGGGCCCAGCUUCCUUACUUCAAACACCAUUAUAGACAAGAAAGUCUUAUUCUGACAUCAAGGCUUUAUGGUUUGUUCAUACAGUGGUCAGUAACUAAUGAGCCUUUUUUAGUUAGUGAGCCAUCUAUCAUUUCUGAGCCUCUAUCUACUGCUCUAUGUUCCUCCUCCAGGUGAUUCUGCAAAACUAGAAUAUAGAAUUAUAGAACGGAUCGUGCUUCUGUUAUGGAGGAACGGAAUUCUUCAUCGCUUCCUUACUAGCAAAGUGUUCCCCUGGUCACUUUUUUGAUAAAUAAUAAGAGAAAAAGUGUGGAAGUCUCUGCUGCCGGUUAGUCUUAUGUCUAAAGUUUUGUGCAGAUUGAAGUGCUUCAAGUAGAAGAGCUAGAAUAUAAUCAUCCAAUCAAGCUGAUCGUCUCCCUUUGUAGUCUAAGAUCCUCUUGAAUCUGUAGGUAUCUUUGGAAUUCUAGUUCAACCACUAUUACCUGUAAUUAAAUACAGGGUGAGCUUUUAGUGUGGGCUUGGCCGAUAACUCUAAUAUCGCGCAUAGUAUGUAAAAAAGUUAAUUACAAAAAUUGUAGCCAACAGUAUGAACCUUAAUUGGAAAGUAUUUAUAUCUCGACAGGGUGAUUCAUAACUACAUGGUAACUCAAAUGUAAAUUUUUUUAAUGAACUGCCCCGCAUUUUAUUGUAGAUUUGGAUAGGCACUUUAUUUUCAGACUGUUGAGAUAUUGGACAAUCGUUUGGCGAAAGAAAAACACUUUGACAACAUGCACCUCCUCAACUUUUAUAGCUAGAGUAUUGAAUUGUUUGUUAAAAAAAAUGUAUAUAUUUAUACACGUACUUUUUCAGUUUUUUAUAGUUUAUACAGGGUAGUCAAGAACGAAGAAUGAACGAUUUGUCAAAAUGUUCAAAUGGAACACCUUGUAUAUUUUAACACUUUUUGAUUUUUAUUUUCAUAAGCUUUUUUCUGAUAUAAUACUUGUGGGAAUUUGUAUGACGGUUUUUUGAAUUGCUAAAAACCGCCGUUUUAGUUUGAAAGGUACCUAUUGUAAUAUUGUUCAUUCGCCCCUGAUAUCUGAUUUACAAACAGGUUAGCUGUAACUCAAAAACCGGUAGUACCCUAACAGCCUUAUAUAAAAAAAGUUUGUGGAAAGGGGAAUCAAGGAAGUUGUACAGGGUGUUGCAUUUAAAAUUGUUGAGAAAUCGUUCACUUUGCGUUCUUGACCACCGUAUACAAACUGUUAAAAAACUGAAGAACUGAAGAACAAAAUAUGGCAUCAUAAUUUGUUUUAGCGACACAUUCACUACUGUAGCUAUAACAGUUAUAUAUAUUUAUAUAUAUAUAUAUAUAUAUAUAUUAUAAAUGUCAUUGUUUUAAUCGAUAGAUUGUCAAAUAUCUCAACAAUUUGGAAAUGGAACUCUUUAGCCUUUGUUUAAAAUAAUGUAUCGAAAUCGGCAAUAAAAUAUAAUGUUUUCCAUUAAAAAAUGUAUGUUUUGGUCACCGCAUAGUUAUGAAUCGCCCUGAAGAGUUAUAAAUAUUUUUCAAAAGUCAUUUACAAUUUUUGUAAUCUCUUCUACUAUCAUUUAUCAUUCAUAAAAAUUUACUUUUAUCAAAAAAACCGAUACCUUCAGAUUCAAGUGGCUAGAUCUCGUACUAUAAAGAGGUGGGAGCUACUUUGUGAGCCACAGCAGACCAUUGAGUUGCAGUGGAAGAUCGUGGUUGAUCCACUCUCACCACUGUUGAUAAAUUACUAAAAUAAUCGAAUAAUCGGUUGUCUCGUCAGAAUGAUAAUAAAUGGGACGAUUUUUUUCUCAACACAAGCAUAUACAUCAACAUGCUGCGCUUAUAAAUGGCGUCAUUUAUAAAGCAACUACAAGUAUUUCGAAUGUAAAACGGGUGCUGGCCGGUAAUCGUUUAGAGUCUCGUGUACCAAUCAAUUCAGAUCAUCAUUUGUCAACAGGUACAACUUUUGUGACCAAUAAACAGAAAGAACGAAAUAUAGCAACGUUGCAUUGCCACUAAGACAUAUAAAAUGAGCCCAUUUCCAAAGAAAAGUCUAGCAGAGAAACCUUUCAGGCGGGUUUCACAUAGUAUUAAAAAAUUUAAUUUCAACCUGACAUUUCUCUUUUCUCAUGCGUAGACCCCUAAAAGCUAAUCAACUGACAACUUACACGUUUUACGAAUCUACGAAUUCUGUUUACGUGAUGUGAUAAAUGAAAUUUUUCGCGUGAGAUUUUUUUCAAUGUUUUGGAUAGAAGUUGUCGUAGAACCUGUAAAUUUUCAUCUAGCGUCAGAUUACACGAUUUAGUUCAGUAUCAGUAUUGUCUUUUUCGUAAGUAUCCAUCACCGUAGAAUUAAUAAUAUGUAUUUAAAAAUUCCCCAUAUCAGCAAAUGACAUAAGCCUGACGGAUCUGUCAACGCCAAGUAGACAGAGCCGUAUUUUGUUUUGGUUUUUUGUUCGCUACAGAUUCAUUUUGUACUUGCUAAUAAUUCUUUUAUUUAGAUAAGUUAACUUGGAUCCAAAGAAAAACGCUACCCGCAGGUUUUACUAGAUUUACACCCGAUUCAUUGUUGCCAACAUUACAGCCUUAUGAAAAAAUGUCACUUGCUGAUCAGCUGUUUAUCUCAGUAGACGUCAAAACGUGAAAUAGGCUUUAGAGAAUUGUUGGUUUGAAAUCCCUAACCUCAACCACGCCCCAAUGUCCAAAUCUCUUAAGCGCUGAUCUAACAGAGUGAAAAACGACAACGUGACACUUUCGAUCCAUCUGUCGUGACUCUUAUUGUCUUGCGUGGACCUUGAAAGAUGAACCGGUCGAGGAUGGUGAACGGUUCGCGCGAUCACGAUUCACUUGAUUUCGUGACGCCGACCAAGAAGAGAGCUUCUAGUUGGAAGUUUGCGAUUUUCGUUCAGAUGUUAAUGGUAUUUUAGUGAACAGGUAGAGAGAGUCACGUAGACAGAUCGUUGAAAUGGCGUUGUUGUAUCAGAAAAUGGAUACUUGCAAGAAUAAAUUUGGAGGAACACAAUUUGGCAGACACUGACAUAAGAAAUGAACACCCAGAAAAGCAUAAAAAUAUGAUUUAUUUAUUUGAAAAUGAUAUUAAUAACAAGAUAUGGUCUUUAUUCAUCAUUCAAGGUAACUUAAAAGGUACAAUCAGUGCAAUGACAAAAUGAUUAAAUGCAUAGUUCAGCCUAAGCUGCUUUCCAACUAAAGCCUUAACAAUGACACUCACAAAAAAAUAAUAUACAAUACAAUAUUACACUCAGUUUGAUUUCCUCCUGGAACGUGUUUCACCGCACAUUUCCAAGUGGCAUACCAACAUCAUGAUUUGUCUCGUUCUCCUCGACUGGACUGGUCAACGCCUGAAAAUCAAACAUAUUUGAUACCGCACGUGGGAGGUCGUGGACUGUCCUCUGUGCCGAUGACGUCAGAGGCAAAUUCGCGAUACCUCAUUUAGAUGAGGCAAUUCUGCGAAUGUCAGGUUCCGUCAGAAUGUAGCGGUGGCCGCAGUAGUAGACUCUUCGGUCUCCUGAUCAGUCGCCGUGCGCUGUGCGGGUUCGAUUCCCGACCCAGGAGGAAUUUUUGCUCUUGGCUAUGGAUGUUGUGAUUGUCCGUAGGUGGUAGACGGUCUCUGACUGUCGAACGCGGAGGUACUACCCGCCGGAUCUCGUAGGCGGAGCCAGAAUGUGUGCAUGUUGCAUGCACAAGUGUUCCCUCGCCAGAGUCCGUGUGGCGUUCCCCCUUUCCCCUGUAUCCCCCAUAGCCCCACGGUACCCAAUGGGGCCUUGGGCUUUCGUGGUAGUCGGAGUGUAUAAAAAAAGCUUUAAACUGCUUUGACCCUUCUUAGAAACCAGGCAUUGUUUAACGACGGACAGCCUAACGAAAACCAAAUGAAAAAUAAUAAAUAAACAAUUAGUUAGCACCUUAUGACAAAAGAUGUCUGUUCAGUGGUGCACGAGUCCCACAACUAGCCUUGUGAGGCGUUUGACUUAGUUUGUAAGCAUGUAUAUAGGAAUUUACGUACUAUCUUUCCUCUUAGUUGGCUGAUUUUUUUAUUUAUAUUUAUGUAUAUUUAAAGCAAACUCGUAACCAAAAAUUAAUUUAUUAUCAAGCGUGUGUAUAUAUAUUGUAUAACACAGGGUGUUAGGAAUCAGAUUUAAGUUUAAAAGUGCAGUCGAACGUCUUCCAUAUUGACACGUGGUCUGUAUCCGAAAAACAUAUUGCCUUCAUAAACAGGGUGAGUCAGAUUUAUAGAUCGAUUUCUACAUAUGCCUACACGAUGGUAUACAGGUUUAUGCAGCAUAUAAAAUGGAAGUCUCAAAACAGAGAGAACAAGGUGGUUGAAAUAACGAAAGGUUGAGCAUGUUUCAAGUAUAUCACAAUAAAUUUUGAUUGAUGAAGUAUCUCCAAUACUGUCAGUCACUUAUUACAUCCGAUUAUAAACUCCAGUUUAAGGAUUUUUAUUUGUAUGUUUUCAAGACGCCGUUAUGAUAUUUAAUUUAAAGAUGUCACUAGAAAUGUGCAGUCGCUAGUUGAAUUUUAUAUAACUGAUACAAAUAGACUAAUUCUGAUUCACCCUGUAUGUACCAUAAUUUUACACUCCUUUCAGUAUAUUCAUCAUGAG